AUGGAUCCGAAUCAUUCUUCUUCUGCUCCGGUGGUUCCGAAUCGUCCUCCGAUCGAUCAAUAUGAGAAUCCCUAUUAUCUUCACAACUCUGAUCAUGCUGGACUUGCUCUCGUCACCGAUCGUCUUACAACGGGAGCUGAUUUUCAUGCUUGGCGUCGUUCUGUACGGAUGGCUCUCAACGUCAGAAACAAACUUGGCUUCAUUGAUGGUACAAUCUUGAAACCUCCUGAUAAUCAUAGAGAUUCUGGUGCUUGGUCAAGAGGCAACGAUAUGGUCUCUACUUGGUUAAUGAAUUCGGUUUCAAAGAAGAUAGGUCAGAGUUUGCUUUUCAUGUCUAGCGCUGAGAGUAUGUGGAAGAAUCUCAUGUGUAGAUUCAAACAAGAUGAUGCUCCGAGAAUCUUUGAGAUAGAACAAAAGUUAAGCAAUAUACAGCAAGGAUCUCUUGACAUUAGUACCUAUUUUACAGAGCUUGUUACUCUGUGGGAAGAGUAUCAAAACUAUGUUGAUCUCCCCGUCUGUACAUGUGGAAAAUGUGAAUGUCAUGCAGCUGUUUCAUGGGAUAAACUUCAGCAGAAGAGCCGAGUUAUGAAAUUUCUGAUGGGAUUGAAUGAAGCAUAUGAUUCUACUCGUCGUCAUAUUCUCAUGUUGAAACCUAUUCCCUCUCUUGAAGAAGUUUUCAACAUGGUAACUCAAGAUGAACGACAGAAGAACAUCAAGCCACCUACGAAAGUUGAUAAUGUGGUUUUUCAGAACUCUGUUUCUGACUCUGAGGUGUAUAAAGGUCCUUCUGAGAAUAUGGCUUAUGCUGCUGUUAACAAUAACUACAGAGGUCGACCUCGUCCUAUCUGUACUCAUUGUGGACAAGCAGGUCACAUUGUUCAGAAAUGUUUCAAGAUCCAUGGAUAUCCUCCUGGACAUCGAUAUCAUAAUGCCAAUUCUCAGCGAUCACCUGCUCAAGCUGGUUCUUAUUCUCAGAGACCUUCUUCUCAGAAUCCCUCAAAUCAAUCUGCUGGUGGAUCUUAUUCGAAGAACAACACUGCUGCAAACGUUACUGUUGCUUCUUCUUCAGCUCCUCCACCAUCUACUUUGGAUUUGAGUUCCUUCCGUCCUGAUCAAGUACAACAUUUGAUUCAACAGCUUCAGUCUCAUGCGAGAGUUUCAGACUCUGUUCCUUCACAUUCACUUGCUCAGUCUUCUAUCACAGAUAAGGGUGUCAUGGCUGUUCAAUCUUCUAGUGGUACAAUUCCUUUUCCUUCAACUAGCCUUCGUUAUGAAAAUUACUCUCUCACUUUUCAACAUCAAACUUUAGCCUCUCUUUCUGAUCAUUUACCGAUGGGUUCCUGGAUAAUUGAUAGUGGAGCUACCACACAUGUUUGUUAUGACCUGACCUUGUUUAGUUCAGUUACCACGGUUGCAUGGGUCACGGUCUCAUUACCAAAUGGAACUAGAGAACCCAUCACUCAUACUGGCACUGUGCAUUUAUCUGAUUCUUUAAUUCUUCAUGAUGUUCUUCAUGUUCCAUCUUUUCGCUUUAAUCUCCUAAGUGUUAGUAGCUUGUUACAUCGUGAUCAUCACUCUGCUCAUUUUUUCUUUGACUCUUGUUACAUUCAGGCGCAUACUCAGGACUUGAUGAUUGGUAGAGGUUCUUUAAUUCGCAAUCUUUACAUACUGGACACUCAACUAGCUUCAUCUUCUUCGUCUGUGAGCUUCUGUGGAUCCUUGAAGGUUGAUGGCUCUCUUUGGCAUCACCGCCUUGGACAUCCAUCAUCUGCCAAGUUACAGCAUUUGUCUCCUCAUAUUCAUAUAGAUAAGUCUACUCAUUUAGAAUCUUUCCAUUGUCCUGUAUGUCCUCUUGCAAAACAGAAAAGACUUCCAUUUCCGAGUCAUAAUAACAUGUCUAGUGCUCCAUUUGAUCUUGUUCAUAUGGAUGUUUGGGGUCCGUUUGCUGUUGAGUCUGUAGAGGGUUGUUAA
Messenger RNA from Raphanus sativus (radish), 1971 nucleotides. RefSeq lists its product as uncharacterized. Lineage: Eukaryota; Viridiplantae; Streptophyta; Magnoliopsida; Brassicales; Brassicaceae. The transcript has a single exon. Gene Ontology annotation, molecular function: nucleic acid binding; zinc ion binding. The coding region runs from base 1 to 1971 and encodes 656 amino acids. The record is from RefSeq and is a predicted model, not a curated record.